Molecule: messenger RNA, 696 nt
Organism: Debaryomyces fabryi
Lineage: Eukaryota; Fungi; Ascomycota; Pichiomycetes; Serinales; Debaryomycetaceae
Exons: 1
Coding region: 1-696 (231 amino acids)
Source: RefSeq, a predicted model, not a curated record
AUGACGGGGUUUAAUUUAAGACUAAUUCAGUUCUUGUUAACAUUUAGUAGUAUAGAAACAAUACCUAAUAAGGUAAAGAAUGAGAAAAGUCAAACAACACCAUAUUUGGGUGAUUUCAUUUCUCAAGUUACACCGAGUGUUUCAAAUGAGUUUGCGGGCAAAAAUACUACUCCAAUAGGAUAUACUAGCACCCCUGAGACCCUAGACUCAAUGAACAAGUCCAGUACAGGCAAAUAUGUUGCAGGCCAAGCUAAGGACUCUCCUAAUAUGUUAUCGCUGGGUUCUAGCAAUUUUGCUUACGAAGAUGACGAUGGGUACUACCCAAUAAGACAGAGAGGAAAAUUGAAGCAUUCUCAACAGAAUAGUGCCAUAGCUCGAAGAAAGACCCAUCCUUUCACUAUUAGAGAAGACCCUUAUUCUGAAACAGAUGAGAAGCAGCAACCUUACAAGAAAUUGAAAAUCACCAGCACUGACAUACCUAAAGCAGCAGAUAUAGCAAAUAACCCACGAAAACAGGAGGGUCACUCUGAAGAUCCAGUUGAUGGAGAGAACGAUGAAAGCUACGUUGAUAAUGACCAAGACACCACUAACACUACAAAGAAUGAUAUAUUUUCGGUAAGAGGUAAAGACAUUGACCUUAGUACGUUGGCCACACAUGUAACUGUUUCGGAUCCUACUGAAUCCAAAAAUGGUUAA